AUGGUUAUCUACUCCUUGUAUUUGUGUCCUAUCUUAUGUUUGCAUGUUCUUCUUUCAUCUCCCAAGUUGGCAACAAUUCUCACCAAUAUAUAUCUUCUUAUUAUUUUGUUUGUAGAGGAAUCUGAAACAGAUAGUGAAGAGUCAGAUGUUAGUGGUUCUGAUGGAGAGGACACAUCUUGGAUCUCAUGGUUCUGCAACUUGCGUGGAAAUGAAUUUUUUUGUGAGGUCGAUGAUGAUUACAUACAGGAUGAUUUUAAUCUCUGUGGACUAAGCAGUCAAGUUCCGUACUAUGACUAUGCUCUUGAUUUAAUUUUGGAUGUUGAAUCGUCUCAUGGCGACAUGUUUACUGAGGAACAAAAUGAACUCAUAGAAUCAGCAGCGGAGAUGCUUUAUGGUUUGAUUCAUUCUCGAUAUAUAUUGACCAGCAAGGGAAUGGCUGCCAUGUUGGACAAGUACAAGAACUAUGAUUUUGGAAGGUGCCCAAGAGUUUAUUGCUGUGGACAACCUUGUCUCCCAGUUGGUCAAUCAGACAUUCCCCGUGCAAGCACUGUGAAAAUAUAUUGCCCCAGAUGUGAAGAUAUCUACUACCCUAGAUCUAAAUAUCAAGGCAACAUAGAUGGAGCUUAUUUUGGGACUACAUUUCCUCACCUGUUCCUCAUGACAUAUGGGCACCUGAAGCCACAAAAGGCAUCACAGAGCUAUGUUCCACGAGUAUUUGGAUUCAAAAUCCACAAGUCCUAAUGACGUAAUUGCGCUUCCAUUUGGGCUUGAUUUCUCGUAAGUUUGUAUCAUAUAACUUCUGCUAUGAAGUACUUCUCUCGAGAAUUCAGGUAUAGUUUUAGUAGCGUUCCUGAUAAUUCACAAGCUAGGCUCUCUUUUUUGUGUGUUUCUAGAAGUGCCAUAAAAAUUUGCCACCAUGUCAACAACUUUGUUUAUGUCAAUUUAGCUGCCUAGUCAGUAGACUUUCCUUUUCCUCUGCUCUCUCCUGGUAUAGUUGGGUAAAUACAUUGCCCUGUAAUGUCUUCUUCUUUCUUGUUUUCCCUUUUCUAUUAUUUGUGUUAAUGAUGUGAUGAUGCGCAGUUGACAACUGCACUGAAAUGGUCUUUGAAAUUGACAGAAUUGUAUUUAUAUUUUCUUUUUAAA
This is a messenger RNA of Carica papaya (papaya), 1143 nucleotides long. Lineage: Eukaryota; Viridiplantae; Streptophyta; Magnoliopsida; Brassicales; Caricaceae. The record is from RefSeq and is a predicted model, not a curated record.